UGAUCGGUCCUCUCUCUGCCUGAUCGGAGCAGCUCUCUCUCUCUCCCUUGGCGCCGACCGCGCCGGUGGUUGUGUUUGGAUCGGAGCAGCUCUCUCUCCAUAAGCACCGACCGCUUAUGGUUUUGCUUCUAACACUAGAAUAAUGUCUCACAAUCUUGCCCUUCAAGACCUCUCUUAGAAGACUGAUGAAUCCAUGACCAGCCUUAUGCAACGAGCCAAGUCCCUCUUUGAUGAGCUUGCUGCUGUUGGGUCUCCUAUAAAACAAUCCGACUUCUAUCUUUACAUUCUUUGCGCUCUUCGCAAAGAUCUUCGUGACAUUGUUCCAAUGCUCCUUGCUAGUUUUGAGCCGCUAUCCUAUUCUGAUCUUCUUGGCGUUCUUCUCAGCCACGAGUUCAUGAAUAAGGCCUCUGCUCAUAACACAUUAGAGACCGACCCUCCUGCCUUUAUAGAUACUCUAUCAGCUAACACUGCUCAGCGUGAUGCCUCUUCCACCUCUUCCAACUCUCAAUAUGGGAAAGGUGGUCAUGGUGGUCAUGGUAGGCAGGGAUGAGGUGGUCGUGGUGGCCGUGGCGGCUGCUUUCCACAACCAAGCAUGCGCAUAUGGUGCUCCAUGUACAACCGUACAAACCACAACGCCAACACUUGUUAUUACCAAACCCCUACCCAACCCGGCUAACCCACCCCUCAACCGGCGGCUCACUUCACAACCAACCCUCCUCUUCUUCCCACACCCACCUACCCACCUUACUACAACCCAUCCGCCGCUCUGACUUGGUACCCUGAUACCGAUGCAACCAAUCACGUCACUCCUGAUAUUCACUCUCACAUCUUAUGACGGGUACAAUGGUAAUGACCAACUUCAUGUGGGUAAUGGUAAGGGACUCUCUAUCAGUAAUAUUGGUUCCUCUUCUCUCCCUUCUCUCUCCCCCUCUCGUUCUUUUAAUUUAUGUGAUGUCUUGCAUGUUCCCUCUAUCACAAAACUUCUCCUUUUUGUUCAGUGAAUUGCUCGCGACAAUAAAGGCUUUUUUGAAUUUCACCCUUCUCACUUCUUUGUCAAGGAUUAGGUAACCAAGAGGAUUCUGCUUUCCAGACCGAGUAAGGGGAGUCUCUAUAGCCUGACUUCUCCAUCUUCUUCUCCAGUUGCCAAUAUCGCUGAGUGCACUUCCAUCAAUGGUUGGCAUCAACGGCUUGGUCACCAUCACUUUGGUCUUCUCAAGUUCAUGCAUUUGGAUGGAAAGGAAUUCUAGAAGACAUGAUGGAAUCUCAAAGUCUAUGGAGCGCUGCUUUGCCAUGAUCAGAAGUGAAAUCUCUUCACAAUCCUUCAUUUACUCAGGGAAGUUGAUCUCCCUUUCGGAUCUAUUGGAUGCUAGAAGGCUGCGAUUUUCAGGUGUUCAGGGUAGGCCUAGCGAAAUUUUUGAAAUUUUCUGGUGUCGGACCCCGAGAGGAUGGUGGAAAGUAAACAUAGAUUGGUGUUCUAUUGCGAAUCCAGGUAUCUCUGGAGCUGGAGGUGUAUUUCACAAUGAUAAAGGGGAGGUGAUGGUAAAUUUAUGGAUUUCCCUUGGAAUUCAUUCAAACUUUGUGGCAAAAUUUAUGGUUGUGAUUUCAGGGAUUGAACAUGCAGAAAAAUUGGGGGUGCAAAGGCUAUGGAUUGAAUGUGAUUCAGUUGUAGUGGUUACUUUGGUUCAGAAAAGAAACGUCCCAUGGAUCGUUCAUCAAAGGUGGAUAGCUUGUAUGAAUAUUAACCGAUAUAGGAGUUCUCUCCCCAUUAGGAAACUCUAUAUUCGGUUAACAAGAUGAGAGUCCCUAUUUUGGGGAACUGUAUAUACGGGCUGCAUAUUAUGAAUUCAUAUCCCUUGUAUUACUCAAGCAAAUCACAUGUAGAGAGUAUAAAUAUGUUACAAGAGGUUGCCCUGGUCAAUCUAAACAGAUUUGGAAUACAAAAGAUUGUGAUAAGGUAGGAUUCUACAUGUGAUAUGCUUGACUAAUGCAAGGGAUAUGAAUUCCUAAUAUACAGCCCAUAUAUACAGUUUCCCAAAAUAGGGACUCUCACCUUGUAAACCAAAUAUAGAGUUUCCUAUUGUGGAGAGAACUCCUAUAUCAGUUAAUAAUGAGGUUCCUACAUCCGGUUGAGUGGGAAAUCAGUCACUGCUAGUGAGAUGGCAACUCUAUUGCUGACUUUCUUUCCAAGUCUGCUGCACAUUUUGAUGUCUCUGACCCUGUGACGGCUUGGCCGGCAUUGGUCAAGAAGGAUCAAAAUAUGGACGCUUCGGGUCAUCACAGAUAUAGGAUGAGUUAGUGUCUUUUUCCUUUGUGAUCUAUUUGUUGUGUCUCAAUUGUGGUUGAUGUGGUUGGAUCUUCUUUUUCUGCUGAUGGAAAUGCCGAC
Macadamia integrifolia is the source of this 2383-nucleotide messenger RNA. RefSeq lists its product as uncharacterized. Gene Ontology annotation, molecular function: RNA-DNA hybrid ribonuclease activity; nucleic acid binding. The coding region runs from base 1171 to 1797 and encodes 208 amino acids. The record is from RefSeq and is a predicted model, not a curated record. NCBI's taxonomy places the organism in Eukaryota, Viridiplantae, Streptophyta, Magnoliopsida, Proteales, Proteaceae. The transcript has 2 exons.